UGCGAUGGCACGACGCCGUGCCGUGCAGUGCCAGCAGUCCGACCAAAUCAUCGCCUAAUCACACCGCAAACCACGUAAGCCCGCGCCCCGGCCGCCCAGUGGUGCGAGUAUAAAUUAUCCUGGCCACGGAGCCAUGGACGGAGGGCUAGAAGCUAGGCAGCGAGACAUCUCUCCUCCGCGUGCACGUCUGCAUCUUCGUCGGUUCCUUUGAUCAAGCCGCGCGCGUAUGGCGUUGGAGGCCGUGGUGUUCUCGAAAGGGUUCUUUGGGUGCUGCGCCAUGGCUGCGGAAGCAGGAGGAGGUGGUGGUGGUGGAGUUUGGGGCGGGAAUGGCCACGGGCACAGUGGUGGCAUGGAGUUGGACGGAAGCAAUUCCGACUGCGCCGCCGCCGCUGCGAGCAUCUCCGUGAUGAUCCCGUGCACCGAAGUCCCGGAAGGAAGUUCCUCCUUGCCCGCUCUGCCGCCGCCGGGCCACGGUGGUGACCGUGGAGACGCGGACGGUGCCGAUGGCGCAGCGGCAGCGGCAGGUGCGGCAGGGAGGAGGAAGCGGCGAAGGGCGAGGAGCGUGAAGAACAUUGAGGAGGCGGAGAGCCAGCGGAUGACCCACAUCGCCGUCGAGCGCAACCGCCGCAGGCAAAUGAACGAGUACCUUGCCGUGCUCCGGUCCCUCAUGCCGGCCUCCUAUGUGCACAGGGGCGACCAGGCAUCCAUAAUUGGCGGCGCGAUCAACUACGUCAAGGAGCUGGAGCAGCUAGUUCAGUCCCUGGAGGCGCACCGGCACGCGCACCACAGCGACGACCGUCCCGCCAGCGGCGACGUCUCCCCCUCCGUGGCGCCCUUCGCGGACUUCUUCACCUUCCCGCAGUACACGAUGAGCGUCCGCCACGCCCCGGCCACACCAGCAGCAGACGCCUCUGCGGACGACGGCGGCGGCAAUGCCGAAGACGACGCGACGCCGGGCUCGAAGCAGUCGGCCGUGGCGGACAUCGAGGUGACCAUCGUGGAGAGCCACGCGAGCCUGAGGGUGCUCUCGCGGCGGCGGCCGAGGCAGCUGCUGAGGAUCAUGGCAGGCCUGCAGGGCCACCGGCUCGCCGUGCUGCACCUCAACGCCACCAGCGCCGGCCACAUGGCCCUCUACUGCCUCAGCCUCAAGGUGGAAGACGACUGCCGGCUCUCGUCGGUGGAGGAAAUCGCGGCGGCGGUCCACCGUAUCGUCGAGACGAUCCAGCGUGAGGAGGAGGGGGAGGGGGAGGAGCGGCAGCGGCAGAGCUGUACGUAGGUAGCUAGGCAUUCGCGUGCAACAGUUCACGAGCUAUUUACUAAACAAGAUCUGAGAAGUAUUGUAGGCACUGCAGCUUUGAUAGCUCUCUGUGUAAUGUACCUUUAUGUACUCUGCCUAUGUACCUAUGCAUGUACUACGCAUC
Molecule: messenger RNA, 1421 nt
Organism: Hordeum vulgare subsp. vulgare (domesticated barley)
Lineage: Eukaryota; Viridiplantae; Streptophyta; Magnoliopsida; Poales; Poaceae
Product: transcription factor bHLH94-like
Exons: 3
Coding region: 227-1276 (349 amino acids)
Biological process (GO): regulation of transcription by RNA polymerase II
Molecular function (GO): protein dimerization activity; DNA-binding transcription factor activity, RNA polymerase II-specific; RNA polymerase II cis-regulatory region sequence-specific DNA binding
Source: RefSeq, a predicted model, not a curated record